GGAGAAAAAGAGGUGCAAAGUCGACCACAGUAUUAGCAAAAACCAUAGGAUCCUCGAAACCACGAGCUACAAAACACAAAAUAAAGUAAAGUAAUAAUGGCAUUUGAGUUAUUUACCGGGAACCGCAGGGGUAAUCCAACAAGUGGAACUGUUUAAACUAAACACUCAAAACUGGCAACAGUGUUUCCACAUUUGUCGGCUUAUGCCACCCUAUAAAUAUAACAACUGCUGUCACUGUGUGAGUGUGUGUACUUUUUUUUUUCAUCACCCACCGCUCCAUUUCUCUUUGAAUUUCACCUUAAAGCUUCUUCAUUGUUAAUUUAAAGAUUUUGGGUUUCCUUCCAUUUUCUCUCCAAACGUUUUUCAUUGUUUGUUUGGUAGAGGGAAUCCAAGUUAGAAGAGAAUACAAAUCUUCCUUGAUUUCUGGGGGAAGAAAAAAGAGAGUACUUUUUCUACUCUGUUUAUAACAUAGGAAUUGUCGAAAGCUCUGAAAAAUGGCUUUGAAACUCAAUGUUUUGAGCUUCCCAGCCGCCAAACAUUCUGCAUUUCCCAAUGGGUCUCAGCACCGUGGAUCUCACAGAGUCUUCAUGGCUUCUACUCUUCAUCCCCCCUCAGUGGAGGUUGGAAAUGCAAAGAAGCCAUUUACUCCACCUAAGGAAGUACAUUUACAAGUGACACAUUCAAUGCCGCCAGAAAAGCGCGAGAUAUUUGAUUCUCUUAAUGGUUGGGCCGAAAGUAAUAUUCUGGUGCACCUAAAGGAUGUUGAGAAGUCAUGGCAGCCUAGCGAUUUUCUGCCAGACCCUGCAUCUGAUGGAUUCGAGGAACAGGUCAAGGAUCUCAGGGAAAGAUGCAAGGAAAUUCCCGAUGACUAUUUUGUUGUGUUAGUUGGAGAUAUGAUCACGGAAGAAGCUCUUCCCACUUACCAGACCAUGAUUAACACUCUUGAUGGAGUGCGAGAUGAGACAGGUGCUAGUCUCACUUCCUGGGCCAUCUGGACCAGGGCAUGGACUGCUGAAGAGAAUAGGCAUGGUGACCUUCUCAACAAGUACCUUUAUCUUUCUGGAAGAGUGGACAUGAAACAAAUUGAGAAAACAACUCAGUACCUGAUUGGCUCUGGAAUGACUGAAGGGGCAGUUAUCUUGUUUGAAACAUCCCUUAUAAGCUUUCAUAUCCUACUUCACUAUUCUUCCUCUCCAGAAGUUGUAGCAGAUGGCAAUUUGGCAUCUAAAAUGACUCAAAGAGACAAAGUGGCGAUCCUCGUACCGAAAAUAAUCCUUAUCUUGGUUUCAUCUACACCUCAUUUCAAGAGAGGGCAACCUUCAUUUCACAUGGUAACACUGCCAGGCUUGCAAAGGAACACGGGGACAUGAAGCUGGCACAAAUAUGUGGGACGAUUGCUGCAGAUGAGAAGCGCCAUGAAACCGCAUAUAGCAAGAUCAUUGAGAAGCUAUUUGAGAUCGAUCCCGAUGGCACAGUCCUAGCUCUUGCUGAUAUGAUGAGAAAGAAAAUCUCAAUGCCUGCUCACCUGAUGUACGAUGGCAGGGACGAAAAUCUCUUUGAACAUUUCUCUGCUGUUGCACAGAGGCUUGGAGUCUACACUGCCAGGGACUAUGCAGAUAUAUUGGAAUUUCUCGUGGGAAGAUGGAAUGUGGAGAAAUUGACUGGCCUUUCAGGUGAGGGGCGUAAAGCACAAGACUAUGUUUGUGGAUUGCCUGCAAGGUUCAGAAAGUUGGAGGAGAGAGCUGCAGCUAAGGCGAAGCAGGCAUCAUCUGUUCCAUUUAGCUGGAUUUUCAAUAGAGAGGUUAUGCUCUAAAUGCAUAAAAAAGGAAGUGGCUAAGCAAGGAGGGUAACCAUUUUCGGGUUGGGAGUAUAAUACCUAAGUAGUUCAGGAUUGCAGUUAGACGUUUUCUGAGUUUUAAAUAAUCUUUUUUUUUUUUUUUUGUUGUCAAAAGACGCUUUGAUAGCUAAAAAGAGUUGUCAGGAUCUUUGUACAUACUUUUGUUUCGGUUACUUGGCUGUUUCGUAUCGUGUUUUCUUGAAAAAGGAGUUUUUCUUUAUCUAAUUAUUUCUUUGAACACCAAUUUCUUAAGUCCUUCAGGAUUUCAAACACCUGUAUUUUCCAAGAAAUCCAAUAUCAUUCUGGUGAUUUUG
Messenger RNA from Oldenlandia corymbosa var. corymbosa, 2151 nucleotides. The record is from the annotation of a GenBank genome assembly. NCBI's taxonomy places the organism in Eukaryota, Viridiplantae, Streptophyta, Magnoliopsida, Gentianales, Rubiaceae.